Molecule: messenger RNA, 1008 nt
Organism: Sclerotinia sclerotiorum 1980 UF-70
Lineage: Eukaryota; Fungi; Ascomycota; Leotiomycetes; Helotiales; Sclerotiniaceae
Exons: 3
Coding region: 1-1008 (335 amino acids)
Source: RefSeq, a predicted model, not a curated record
AUGCCUAAUUUACUUGGACAUUUCAAUCUUCCUACCGAUUUCCUCGGCCGCUUCUUAAAAUCACAAUUCAAAAAUCUUCCAUAUCCAGAUACCUCGUUUGCGGGCCAAACAGUAAUCAUAACAGGCGCAAACACAGGUCUCGGUCUCGAAGCCGCUCGACACAUCGUGCGCCUGAACGCUACACGAGUAAUCCUCGCCUGCCGUAGUCUUUCCAAAGGCGAAGCUGCAAUUGCGUCUAUCAAAAGCUCUCUCCCAGAUCAUAAAACCAUUAUCGAAGUAUGGCAGAUAGAUCUGACAUCCUAUGCAUCGGUCAAAGAAUUUUGCGCCAGAGUAAACCAGCUGGAUAGGUUAGAUGUAAUGCUUGAGAAUGCAGGAUUGGCAGUACCGAAAUAUGAGGAAUUUGAGGAUAUGGAAAGUACAGUUACGGUUAAUGUCAUGAGUACUUUUUUAAUGGCAUUACUGGUAUUGCCGAAAUUGAGGGAGAGUGCUGCGAAAUUUGAUAUAGUGCCUAGAUUGACGAUUGUGGCUAGUGAUGCCCAUGAACAGGCCCUCUUCAAAGAACAAUCCUCCCCCUCCAUCCUCCCAGCUCUCAAAAACCCCAACCACCAACCCGACCGCUACAACGUCUCCAAACUCCUCGAAAUCCUACUGAUCCGCGAACUCGCGCCUCGACUUUCCAAAUCCAAAAAGCCACAAAUAAUACUCAAUACACUUACGCCCGGAUUUUGCCACUCUGAACUAAUGCGACAUGCUGUAUUUCCUUUGAAUAUUUUUGCGUGGAUUGGAAAGUCGUUGUUGGCGAGAACGACAGAGGUGGGUAGUAGGACGUUGCUUGCUGCGGCGGCGGCGGGGAGGGAAAGUCAUGGGAUGUAUAUGGUUGAUUGUGGGGUUAGUGAGCCGAGUAGGUAUGUACGGAGUGAGGAGGGGAGGAGUGCUCAGGUGAGGGUUUAUACUGAGGUUAUGGAGGCGUUGGAAGGGAUUGAACCUGGGAUUGGGAAUAAUAUUUAG